AUGAACGCAGCUCCUUUCUGGAUCCAGAAGCUGCAGCUGUGGGGAGCCUUGGGACCGAGGCAGGGGAAGGUGAUCGUGCAGGAGGAAGAGGAGGAGGAGAAGGAGGAGCCGGUCGAGGCGCUGCUGCGAUUUGCUGGCUCCCCAUCUCUACAAUGGACCACGCCCUACGGGCAGAAGAAGAAGGAGGAGGAGAGGAAGAUGGGACUAAAAUCCAGGAAGGCAGCGGCGGCAGCAGGAGCAUCGCCGCCGCUACCACCUCCAGGGGCUGAUGGUGGUGGUGGCGGCGGCGGACACGUCGGGGAGGAGAAGAAAGUGGGGCUGGCCGCUGGGGACUUGGAGCAGGGCGCGCUGGCUCUGGGCGCCGGGGCAGACAAAGAUGGGACCCUCCUGUUGGAAGGGGCGGGCAAGGAAGACGGUGGCAAGAGGUCCGCGCAAGGGAUUGGGCUGCUGGCCAAGACUCCGCUGAGCCGACCCGUCAAGAGAAACAACGUGAAAUACAGGCGGAUGCAAACUUUGAUCUACGACGCCCUGGAGAGGCCGAGGGGCUGGGCGCUGCUCUAUCACGCCUUCGUGUUUCUGAUAGUCCUGGGUUGCUUGAUUUUAGCUGUUCUGACAACAUUCAAGGAAUACGAAACCGUUUCAGGAAACUGGCUUCUGCUGUUGGAAACCUUUGCCAUUUUCAUCUUUGGAGCAGAGUUUGCCUUAAGGAUCUGGGCUGCCGGCUGCUGCUGUCGGUACAAAGGAUGGCGAGGGAGGUUGAAGUUCGCCCGGAAACCUUUGUGUAUGUUGGAUAUCUUUGUACUGAUCGCCUCUGUGCCGGUAGUGGCUGUUGGCAACCAGGGCAAUGUCCUGGCCACGUCUCUGAGAAGCCUCCGCUUUCUUCAGAUCCUGCGAAUGUUGCGGAUGGACAGGAGAGGAGGCACCUGGAAGCUCCUGGGCUCUGCCAUUUGUGCACACAGCAAAGAACUCAUCACUGCCUGGUACAUCGGGUUCCUGACCCUUAUCCUCUCCUCAUUCCUGGUUUACCUGGUGGAGAAAGAUGUGCCUGAAAAAAACGAGGAAGGGAAGGAAAAAAGGGAGUUUGAAACCUAUGCCGAUGCUCUUUGGUGGGGCCUGAUUACGCUAGCAACCAUCGGCUAUGGCGACAAGACGCCCAAAACAUGGGAGGGGCGCCUCAUAGCAGCAACGUUCUCUCUCGUCGGAGUUUCGUUCUUUGCUCUUCCAGCUGGCAUUUUGGGUUCAGGACUCGCUCUGAAAGUGCAGGAGCAACACCGCCAGAAACAUUUUGAGAAAAGAAGAAAGCCUGCAGCAGAACUCAUACAGGCUGCCUGGAGGUACUAUGCUACUAAUCCCAAUAGGAUGGACCUCGUUGCCACUUGGAGGUUUUAUGAAUCAAUUGUGUCAUUCCCAUAUUUCAGGAAAGAGCCAGUGGAUGGGACCAGCCAAAAGCUGGGUCUCUUGGAUCGGGUUCGUGGUACCAAUACUAAAGGAAAGCUAUUUACCCCUCUGAAUGUAGAUGCAAUUGAAGAAAGUCCUUCUAAAGAACCUAAGACUGUUGCCUUGAAUAAUAGGGAGCGUUUUCGCACUGCAUUCCGAAUGAAAGCUUAUGCAUUCUGGCAAAGCUCCGAAGAUGCUGGAACAGGGGAUCCUCUGGCAGACGACAGAGGGUACAGCAAUGAAAUCCUCAUUGAAGACAUGAUCCCCACCCUGAAAGUGGUUAUCCGAGCUGUCAGAAUACUACAGUUCCGCCUGUAUAAGAAGCGAUUCAAGGAGACCUUGAGGCCUUAUGAUGUAAAGGAUGUGAUAGAGCAAUAUUCAGCAGGACACCUUGACAUGCUUACCAGGAUCAAGUACCUUCAAGCGAGAAUAGAUAUGAUUUUUGCACCUGGACCUCCGUCCACUCCCAAGCAUAAGAAAUCCCAGAAGGGAGGAGCCUUCCCUUACCCUUCGCAGCAGUCUCCAAGGAAUGAUCCGUAUGUAGUCAAAGCAUCGACAGUAGAUCCUGAAGACCAAAGCAUGAUGGGCAAAUUCGUCAGAGUUGAAAGACAGGUCCAUGACAUGGGGAAGAAAUUGGAUUUUUUGGUCGACAUGCACAUGCAGCAUAUGGAGCACCUCCAAGUCCAAGUGUGCCCUUCAAAAGAAACUGUGUCCCCAGCAGAGGAUAACAGAUAUUCUGAACUGAAGUCCAUCAUUUACAAAUAUUCCGAGCCUUCUAUUCAUGAAAUGCCUCCGAGUUUCCACCAUGUACCGGUGAACAAAGUCCCCCCUUUUGGCUUCUCAACUCAGGGCUGCGACGUUGGCCCUCUCUCAUUACCGUUGGGUGGUCAGAACUCCGGUAGGUGGCAGGCUAUGCCGUUCUCCACUUCGUACGCUGAAAGGCCGACGGUUUUGCCUAUACUCACAUUCAUUGACCCCCACGUUUCCUACCGUUCCCCACCAGGAGACCUCCAGAGCCCCCACUCAGACAGAAUCUCUUCCAGGCAGAAACAUAGCCUGACGAGAGACAGCGACACUCCCUUAUCCCUCCUCUCUGUCAACCACGAGGAACUGGAACGAUCGCCAAGUGGAUUCAGCAUCUCCCAAGACAAGGACGACUUCCUUUUCGGGUCGAACGGGGGCUCAAGCUGGAUGAAAGAGAAGCGCUACUUGGCAGAGGGCGAAACGGACACGGAUACUGACCCUUUUACCCCAAGUGGUUCCAUGCCCCUUUCUUCCACAGGGGAGGGCUUCUCUGAUUCAGUAUGGACUCCGAGCAAGCCAGUUUAA
Messenger RNA from Zootoca vivipara (common lizard), 2766 nucleotides. The record is from RefSeq and is a predicted model, not a curated record. NCBI's taxonomy places the organism in Eukaryota, Metazoa, Chordata, Lepidosauria, Squamata, Lacertidae.